AUGUUACUAUCUCCCGAUGAAACCAUGGUUCUCGAUGAUACCAUACCUCCCGAAGAUAUCGGACCUCUCAAAACACCUCCAAAUCAUCCUACCAUGAUCGACGACAUCAUGAUCGAAAUCACCGCCAGCAGCACCGCCAGUCUCCCCCACCUAACCGGCCCAGUCGACUACGAGCUCUGGUGCGAAGCCCUUGCAGCUGACCUGCGCUCAAUCGGCUACUGGCCCAUCAUCUCCGACCCGAGGCCCAUCACCACCGAUCCCAUCCUCGAUGAACCCCGCUAUCCUCCUCCCCCCGGCACCCCCCAACUCGAACUCAAACUCCCCCAAUUCGAACUCAGCCUCCCCCUCCGCUUCUCCCCCUCCUACCGAUGUCCCCGACCACCACAUAACUCGCUCAACGACCGGGCUCGAAUAAUGAUCCUGGAAACCCUCUCCCCGCAGAUCCUAGCCGAAGUAGAACACAUGUCAUCGGCAAAGGACAUCUGGACGUACCUGGACAGGAAGUACUAUAUUGUGAACCCGUUGGAUGGGAUAAAAGCCGCAAUGGCGCUUCGAUAUGACAAUGGAAAGUCUGUCUUGAGCUAUGCGUUGAAGAUGCAACAUGCGCUAAGGAAGAUCGAUAGGGCGAUUGCGCCGGGGGAUCAGCGUGUGCCGGAGGCAAUGAAAGUGCAGUUUUUGUUGUCUGGGUUGGGGGAUGAGUGGAGGGAGUGGUUGGAGGAGAAUGGGAGGGAGAAGGAGAAGGAGUUUAUGGGGAUGGGGCUUAAGGAGGCAGUGAGGGUUCUAGGGGAGAAGGAGGGAAGGAGUAGUUGGAAUUGGGAUUUUAUUAAGGGUUGGUUUGAUUGA
Molecule: messenger RNA, 843 nt
Organism: Aspergillus sclerotioniger CBS 115572
Lineage: Eukaryota; Fungi; Ascomycota; Eurotiomycetes; Eurotiales; Aspergillaceae
Exons: 1
Coding region: 1-843 (280 amino acids)
Source: RefSeq, a predicted model, not a curated record